CAAACACGAGCAAAAAAAAUUCAUCAUUCUUUUGUGUCAUCUGAUUUUAAAUUAACUAUCAUCCAUGACUCUUAAAAGGCAAUCCUUUCGGCUAAGGAUUCCGUGGCCGUUUGCGCCUAUCGGCGGGCCGAGUACUGAACGGCCACGCCGUCCGAAAGGCAAAACAAAAUCUACCAAAGAUUCAGACACAGAUGUACCAAUUCAAAGAGCACCUUCACCACCACCUAAGCCUCCAAUAAUAGAGAUUCCUGAAAAGCCAACAACUACUUCUGUGAUGAUUGAAUCUUCAGUUCCUUCUCCAUCAAAAGCUUCAACACCAUAUCACACUCCACAACCUUCUCCAUCCAAAACUUCAACACCAUUUCACACUCCAUCACCAUCACCAUUACUCCAACAUUCUAUAGUGUCCUCUUCUCCCAAGACUCCACCAAAGCUUGCUACCCAAGAAACCACAAGGCCUGAACAAGAAGAGGAAAACAAGGAUGUCUCUGAGCCAAAGAUAAUGUCAAUUGAGCCUCAAGACUCUCAGCAACAAGUCUCUAAAACCGAACCAGCUUCUAAUCAACCUCCUACUUCUCAAUUGCCUCCAUUAGCAGAGCCAACCAGCGAGGCGUUAAAGCGCGACACUGAAGAAAGAACUCUGCCUGCAUUGCCUGAUUCUGAAGAGGAAGAAGAGAAGAUUGUAGAGGCAGUGUCUGAGUUUGAGCCUGUGCCUCAAGAAACCGAAACAAAAGCAAAAUCACCUUUGAAAACCAUCCCCAAUUCACCUCAGAUGCCAACACAGCCUCCAGAUUUCAAAUCACAAACUUCUUUUAAGCCUUCAUCUCCAGUUUCUAAAACCGAACCAACCUUUGAUGAACCUCCACCUCCUCAAUUACCUCCUUUAGCAGCGCGAACCAGCGAGGCGUUAAUGCGCGAUGCUGACGAAAGAACUCUGCCUGCAUUGCCUAGUUCUCAAGGGGAAAAAGAGAAAAUUGUUGAGGCUGUGUCUGAGCUUGAGCCUGUGCCUCAAGAAUUUGAACCAGAAACCUCUUUUAAGUCUUCAUCUCCAAUUUCUAAAACUGAACCAACCUUUGAUCAGCCAAGUAUUCAAGAAAGCACUUUGCCUUCAUUACUUGCCUCUCAAGAAACCGAAUCAAAAGCUGUCUCUUUUCAUCAUGAACCAACCUCUGAUCAAUCCCUUUUGGCGUUGCCGAAAGAAGCUGAGCUUAAGAUGAAGUCACCAUUGAAUACCAUCCCAAAGUUGCCUGAGGAAUCUUCUAGACAUGAAAUGGAACAAACAACAUCGACAGAAAAGAAGUUUGAUUUGCAUGGUGCUGCUGAGAGUUCCAAGCCCUCUUUGAAACCACAAAGCAAGUUACUUGAGCCUCAAGAAAAGGAGAAAGAGGUCCAUGAACAUGUUAAAGCAAGAAAAUCCAAAGGCAUAUCCACUAGCCAACCAAUUCUACAUACCAUAGCAUCUAGUUCAGGAACAAAGAGCAAUAAGGAUCCAUUCUCUGAGGUGUUUCGUCCGCGAUGCAGAACACAACGAGUAGUAGAGAGAAACUUGAUGUUUGCAACUUCCAAGUUUAUGUCAAGCAUCUCACCAGAAAAGGCUGCAUUUCAUAAAGGCAUCGUAGGCGAUGUUUCGAAGUUUGUUCACAAACUAUCCACUGAGGAACAAACACAGGUUGUGACACUGGCUGGGGAGAACAGAGGAGCCACAAUGGAAGUUGAUAAUUUGGCGAAGAAUGAGGCCGAUGAGGCCGAAGAGGGCGAGCCGGAACAGAGCUCCCAGGUAAUCACAGACAUGGAUGGAAACACUGAGAAAGAUUUAACCAAGGAUGAUGCAUUUGGGAUGGCUUAUGUCAACAGCAACAUUCAAAGUAUCAACAAUUCAGUGAUGGUUCAUGGUUCAAUCACCUAAAGAUGAUCAAAGACCUGGAAUUCUUCAUCAUUUGUAGAGGAAUAUAUGAAAGAAUAAACAUAGUUUGUAUAAGAUAUUGUAACAUAUAAAAAAUAAGGAUUAAGUGUUAUUUGCAUUAGAUAUUGAUACAUUGAAC
This is a messenger RNA of Arachis duranensis, 2042 nucleotides long. RefSeq lists its product as uncharacterized. NCBI's taxonomy places the organism in Eukaryota, Viridiplantae, Streptophyta, Magnoliopsida, Fabales, Fabaceae. The transcript has a single exon. The record is from RefSeq and is a predicted model, not a curated record. Bases 65 to 1906 code for a protein of 613 amino acids.